AUGAAGGCACACAUUUUUUUACUCAGCUCUGCAAAGACUACAACUGCUCACAACUCAUAAAAGACAUUUCACGGGACUUUUUCUCGUUGAUUUCUCUUCUUCUUGGGAUAGGCAAUCGGCUCCUUAAUCAAGGGCGUGACUCCACUCUCCAGGAGAGGAUGAGGCCUGGAGGGUCAACCUGGGUCCCUGUGUUUGGAGCAGUGACAGUGGUCCUGUACAACCUGUUCAAGUCCUUCUGCCAGAUGAAGACCAUUGAGACUGUUGACGUGUUUGCCGGGAUUGCCAACUUCUUUGUUGUGGGCAUCGGCGGCAUGUUGAUCGGCAUCUUCCUGGGAUUCAUAGCGGCAUUUACCACGCGGUUCACACACAACAUACGGGUGAUCGAGCCACUCUUUGUCUUCCUGUACAGCUACUUGUCCUAUAUCACAGCCGAAAUGUUUCACCUCUCAGGCAUCAUGGCAAAUGAAAAUAUGCAGCGGCCAGAUUCAUACAGAAGCGAUCUGGUGCCAAAUGGAGACUGUGGGGUCUCAUGUGAAACGUGGUCAUCAGCUGUGGGGGUGACUGCCAGGGGCCACGAAUUUCUGCGUGUGGUGCCCAUUCCGGGGUGUCCAUGCAGGCUGUGCACUACCCCAAGGUGCCAUCACCCCAACGCGCUUGUUCUGGGGUGGCAGAUUACUCUCUUAGUAGCAGAAAACCUUCCUUCUGGUGGGAGAUUUUACUUUAACUAAUAGCUUAAUGCCAUUCACAGUA
Molecule: messenger RNA, 750 nt
Organism: Myotis davidii
Lineage: Eukaryota; Metazoa; Chordata; Mammalia; Chiroptera; Vespertilionidae
Gene: SLC9A2
Product: solute carrier family 9, subfamily A (NHE2, cation proton antiporter 2), member 2
Exons: 3
Coding region: 159-728 (189 amino acids)
Biological process (GO): proton transmembrane transport
Cellular component (GO): membrane
Molecular function (GO): sodium:proton antiporter activity
Source: RefSeq, a predicted model, not a curated record